Messenger RNA from Gavia stellata (red-throated loon), 1074 nucleotides. RefSeq names its product homer scaffold protein 1 (gene HOMER1). Gene Ontology annotation, molecular function: G protein-coupled glutamate receptor binding. NCBI's taxonomy places the organism in Eukaryota, Metazoa, Chordata, Aves, Gaviiformes, Gaviidae. Gene Ontology annotation, biological process: G protein-coupled glutamate receptor signaling pathway; regulation of store-operated calcium entry. The transcript is spliced from 8 exons. The record is from RefSeq and is a predicted model, not a curated record. Gene Ontology annotation, cellular component: dendrite; cytoplasm; plasma membrane. Bases 199 to 1074 code for a protein of 291 amino acids.
CUGUCCUUCAGGGAACAACCCAUCUUCAGUACCCGAGCUCAUGUCUUCCAGAUUGACCCAAACACUAAGAAGAACUGGGUUCCCACCAGCAAGCAUGCUGUUACUGUGUCCUACUUCUAUGACAGCACAAGAAAUGUCUACAGGAUAAUCAGUUUGGAUGGCUCAAAGGCAAUAAUAAAUAGCACUAUCACCCCCAACAUGACAUUUACUAAAACAUCCCAGAAGUUUGGCCAGUGGGCAGACAGCAGGGCGAAUACAGUCUAUGGCUUGGGAUUUUCAUCUGAACAUCACCUUUCAAAAUUUGCUGAAAAAUUUCAGGAAUUCAAAGAAGCUGCACGACUAGCAAAGGAAAAAUCCCAAGAAAAGAUGGAGCUAACAAGUACACCCUCUCAAGAAUCAGCUGGAGGGGAUAUUCAGUCUCCUUUAACGCCAGAAAGUAUUAAUGGGACAGAUGAUGAGAGAGCGACGCCAGAAGUGACGCAGAACUCAGAACCAAGGGCUGAACCAACCCAGAACGCAUUGCCAUUUACCCAUAGUUCGACAAUCAGCAAGCAUUGGGAGGCAGAAUUGGCCACGCUCAAGGGUAAUAAUGCUAAGCUCACAGCAGCCCUGCUGGAGUCCACUGCCAACGUAAAACAAUGGAAACAACAACUUGCCGCAUAUCAGGAGGAAGCAGAACGUCUUCAUAAGCGGGUGACUGAGCUAGAGUGUGUGAGCAGUCAAGCCAAUGCAGUCCACACGCAUAAAACAGAAUUAAACCAGACAAUACAGGAGUUAGAGUCUACGCUGAAGAAAAAAGAAGAGGAAAUAGAAGGAUUGAAACAAGAAAUCGACAAUGCCAGAGAGCUCCAGGCACAGAGGGAUUCUCUGACCCAGAAGUUACAGGAAGUAGAAAUUCGAAACAAAGACCUGGAAGGCCAGCUGUCUGAUCUAGAGCAACGUCUGGAGAAAAGUCAGAAUGAGCAAGAAGCUUUUCGCAAUAACUUGAAGACACUUUUAGAAAUUCUUGAUGGAAAAAUAUUUGAACUAACAGAGUUACGAGAUAACUUGGCCAAGUUAAUAGAAUGCAGCUAA